Molecule: messenger RNA, 844 nt
Organism: Lingula anatina
Lineage: Eukaryota; Metazoa; Brachiopoda; Lingulata; Lingulida; Lingulidae
Source: RefSeq, a predicted model, not a curated record
UGGACAACCAGUGGUAAAACAUCUGGUGGCGCCAUAGAAUUGUCAUACGGUGUGCUGAAAGGUCAUAACAUUCUCCAUUUUUCACUCGCCGUUUAUGUGCCCUUACACCAGAAAUGGCCCAAACGCCCCCUUGCACAACGCUAAAACAUCGUCUGAACAGUUCAUAAAGAAAAUGCCGGAACAGAAUCCAGGUUUAACCUAUGGUGCAAAAAUUUCGAUAGAAAUUCAUCACGAGGAGAAUUUUGCUGUUCAAGAUAUUGAAAACCAAGACCACAUUAUUCUUAAAAGAGAGGUUGAUGCCAGUCAGUCAGACUUCGUGCACAAAACAAAUAGCAGACGUAAGCGUGCAUCAGGGGGAUGGGUCGUUGAUGAUGAAAGCUGGAAGGUAGACUGGACCACUCCAAAACAGGACAAGCAAGGGAACAAACCUAAUGUUCCCGAUUACAAUGUUGUCGAAGAAAUUGAAAUGCGCGCCAAGACUAAGGAUAUGGUACAAGAGGUGGUGAUACCAACGAUUUCCACCGCGAUUCCGCUGGCAUUCGUAGUGUUGAUCAUUGCCUGCUGCUGCUGUUUGAAGAGAAAGAUUUCAGCAAAAGCUUCGCCAAAUAAGUUUGUUCAAGGCGCUAUCAAUAAAUAUGCCCCUGGUGCUAAUGUCAGGGAUGGAAAAUUAGAAGUUCGUGAGAUGUCAGAGGCUGAGAAAGAAGCCUUGGGAGAGACUAUGGGAGCCAUCAUCGAUCUAAAAUAACGUGGAAUUCCAUUGCGCGCUUAUCAUCACAACUAACACAUCCAUUUUGUCAUACGCUCUACUGCAAUCCGUCCCACAAGAUUUACGUACAAAAGCUUA